AUGAAGCUCGAACAACCACUGCAGUGUGUACUGCUUAGUGCAUCCUCCGUCUUCGCCGCUCCUCAAUCAUACCCCGCGAAUGGCACGACACCAGCUGAGUUCAGCUCAAAAUGUGCCGAUGUUGCUUCUAAACUCGCUGUCGAUGGUGCUUUCGUACACACGGCCGAGUUUGUCGCCGCCGGCACAAACUUGACACUCCCUCUAUACGACCAGACAUGCGCUGAAGCAUCGCCGCCUAUCACAGCAGACAUUUGCCGCGUCGCGCUUUGGGUUUCGACGUCCGAGCGUUCUGGCCUCAACAUGGAGGCAUGGCUUCCGGCCAACUGGACAGGACGAUUCCUCUCUGGUGGCAAUGGUGGUCUGAACGGCUGCAUCAAAUACGAAGAUUUGGCCUACGCGUCUGGUCUGGGAUUUGCGGCUGUUGGAACCAACAACGGUCACAACGGCACGAGCGGCAAACCGUUCUACAACAACUCGGAUGUUGUGGAAGAUUUCGCAUACCGAGCCCUUCACACUGGUGUUGUGGUCGGAAAGCAGAUCACCGAAGACUUCUACGGCAAGCCGCACGACAAGUCCUUCUACCUUGGAUGCUCCACCGGAGGAAGACAGGGAUUCAAAAUGGCUCAGGACUUCCCAGACGAUUUUGACGGUAUUGUUGCGGGAGCACCAGCCUUCUCUUUCAACAACCUCACUUCAUGGAGCGGACAUUUCUACACUCUCACGGGCCCAGCAAAUGCUUCCACUUUCGUCCCCAUGUCAAAGUGGGCGGUGGUGCACGCUGACGUCCUGAAGCAAUGCGACAAACUUGACAACUAUGAAGAUGGCAUCAUCGAGGCUCCCUUGCAUUGCAAGUACGACCCUUCUGGCUUAGCUUGUGUUGAAGGCAGCAACACCACUACCUGCCUAACACCAGAGCAGCUCGAGACCGUGAAGGCCGUCUACUCGCCACUCUUGAACGACAACGGAGACCUCGUAUAUCCCCGUCUGCAGCCCGGUGCUGAGCUUGGCGCAGCCGCUGUUCUCAUGAACGGACAGCCCUUCCCAUACACAACGGAUUGGUUCCGCUACGCUGUCUACAACGACCCUACCUGGGACCCAGCGACAAUCAGCUCAAAGGACUACGACAAUGCCGCACGACUGAACCUCUUUGGAAUUGAAACCUUCAAGGGUGACCUGAGCGGAGUGAAGGACCGUGGCACUAAAGUGAUUCACUGGCACGGUGGUGCCGACUUCAUCAUCUCAUCUGAGAACUCACCUCGGUACUACGAACACGUUUCUUCUACCAUGGGUCUUUCUUCCGACGAGCUCGACGAAUUCUACCGGUUCUUCUAUGUCAGCGGAACUGGUCACUGCGGUGGAGGAGAUGGCGCGCAUGCCAUCGGUCAAGGUCUUGGCGAGAUCAACGGCUACGAGCCCAGUCACAACGUACUGAUGGCUCUGGUCGACUGGGUAGAGAAUGGAAACGCACCCGAGACACUGAUCGGCACAAAGUUUGUAAACGACACGGAGGCUCUUGGCGUUGAGUUCGAGCGUGCGCACUGCAAGUUCCCCAAAGUCAAUCAGUACCAGGGCGGCAACCCGGAUGUCGUUGAGAGCUGGGAGUGCGUUGACCCAUAG
Molecule: messenger RNA, 1617 nt
Organism: Alternaria postmessia
Lineage: Eukaryota; Fungi; Ascomycota; Dothideomycetes; Pleosporales; Pleosporaceae
Exons: 2
Coding region: 1-1617 (538 amino acids)
Source: RefSeq, a predicted model, not a curated record